AUGAGAUUAAUCUUAACUUUAUUAUUUGCAAUCCUUUCAAUUAUUGCUGUUUCAGCACACAAGAAUAACUGCCCAUCAUCUCCAUACUUUGAUGUUGCUCCAUCAGAUAUUACCCAUGCUAAAGAUUUAUCUGCAUCCGAAAGAGCCUUCCACGAAAAAUAUAUGAAAAUUGCUAUUGAUGUUGCCGUCGAGAACAACUCUAAAUUCGGUGCUGCUAUUGUUCACAAAAAUGGUACUUUAGCUUGUACUGGUGUCAAUAUUGGUGGUUCAAGAAUGUAUCAUGGUGAAGUAAAAGCUAUCAUGAACUGUACAAGUAAAUACGCCAAAGCCACCUGGGAAGAUUAUUAUAUGUACACUACUGGUGAACCAUGUCCAAUGUGCUCUGCUGCUAUUAUGUGGACUAAAUUCCAAAAAGUUAUCUUUGCUUCAUACGUAUCAAACAUGUAUUGUGAACGUUGUUUCAAUCAAUUACCAAUGGACUCAAAUGAAAUCUUCAAAUUAGGUUAUGGUAUCAAUCACAACAUCGUUGUUAUUGGUGGUGUUUUGGAUAAUAUUACUGAUACUUUCUUCCCAAAUAUGUGUAAUAAAGCUGAAACUGGUUGGGGUGUCACUCCAAUUUGUCAAAAAGGAUGGUCCCGUGAUUGUCCAAGACCAUCAAGAUAUUUCGGAAACUAA
Messenger RNA from Dictyostelium discoideum AX4, 675 nucleotides. Its product is annotated as CMP/dCMP deaminase, zinc-binding domain-containing protein. Gene Ontology annotation, molecular function: hydrolase activity; zinc ion binding. The record is from RefSeq and is a predicted model, not a curated record. NCBI's taxonomy places the organism in Eukaryota, Evosea, Eumycetozoa, Dictyosteliales, Dictyosteliaceae. Bases 1 to 675 code for a protein of 224 amino acids. The transcript is spliced from 2 exons.